AUGACUCGCGCACAAAUCCGUAAGGUGGCGGUCAUUGGUGCCGGUAUUAGUGGUGUUGUUUCCGCGGGACACCUCCUCGCGGCUGGGUUUGAUGUGACAGUCUUCGAGAGAAAUAAAGUUGCAGGAGGAGUCUGGCUGUACGAUGAACGACAGCCGGUAGAGCCGCAGUAUCCCGCGACGAAGCCGUCAGAAACAGAUCAACCGGCGAAAGAUCAACACCAGAAGGAGAGAUUCAUUCUCGAACAUGCACCACCUGGCCCCUGCUAUGAGGGUUUGAGGAAUAACGUUCCCACGCCUUUGAUCCGCGUGAAGCUCAAUGCAUGGCCGGAAGGCACUCCAGACUUCGUCAGCCACGAUGUAAUCAAAGACUAUAUUCAAGAUACAUCUCGGAAAGCGAAAGUUGAUGACGUCACAAUUUAUGGAGCACGAGUAAAAGACCUUCGCAAACGUGGUGAUAAAUGGGAGGUAGUCUGGUCGACAGUCCGCGAGAACAGCCAGACAGAUACCGUGGUCGAAGUGGAAGAGAUAUCGAUAUUUGAUGCGAUAAUUGUCGCAUCUGGACACUACCAUGCGCCACGUAUUCCAGAUAUACCUGGCUUGUCGGAAGCGAAGAGCCAUUGGGAUUCUCGAAUUAUGCAUUCGAAGGGGUAUCGAAAGGCGGAAGGCUUCGAGAACAAGAAUGUCCUUCUUGUUGGCGGUGGAGUAUCAUCUACGGACAUUGCGAAGGAAAUUGGCCCCGUCGCCAAAACUGUCUACCAAAGCACGAGGAACGGCGACUUUGAUCUUCCAGAAGCCAUGCUCCCUGAUAACGGGGUGAGGAUUGGCGAAAUAUCCCACUUUGACAUCGAGAGCGGCAAGGGCUCAAUUUCCGAUGACGAGGCUUUACCCUUAACCAUACAUCUGAAGUCGGGACAAAAACUAUGCGGAAUCGAUCGGGUGAUCAUCUGCACUGGUUAUCACAUCACCCUUCCUUUCCUGCGGGAUUACCACAGCGACGACACGCCUGCUGAACUUGCUGAUGAGAAGAUCUUGGUCACUGAUGGGACUCAAGUGCAUAAUCUGCAUAAAGAUAUAUUCUACAUUCCCGAUCCCACACUGGCCUUUAUCGGGGUUCCCUACUACACCGCCACAUUUACCCUGUUCGAAUUCCAGGCGCUCGUGGCGACGCAGGUCUUUGCCGGAAUCGCCAAGACACCUUCUGAGGAUACCAUGAGAUUCGAGUACUUGGCUAAGAUCAAGGAGGUUGGCAGUGGGAAGAAGUUUCACUCGUUGAAAGAUAAGGAAGAAUUUUACGUGAGGGAUCUAUUGCAAUGGGUGAAUGAUGACCGGGCAACCUAUGGGCUUAGUCCCUUGGAAGGACAUUCCCCCCAGUGGCUUGGAGCCAAGGAGGAACAUCGAAAAUGGAUUCAAGAUCGUUGGCAGACCACAGGUCGGAGGGACAGUGGUGUCGGCGAGCUUCCGGUGUUGGCAGUAUGUAGUUAA
Aspergillus bombycis is the source of this 1482-nucleotide messenger RNA. Its product is annotated as putative FAD dependent oxidoreductase. Lineage: Eukaryota; Fungi; Ascomycota; Eurotiomycetes; Eurotiales; Aspergillaceae. The coding region runs from base 1 to 1482 and encodes 493 amino acids. The transcript has 5 exons. The record is from RefSeq and is a predicted model, not a curated record. Gene Ontology annotation, molecular function: flavin adenine dinucleotide binding; NADP binding; N,N-dimethylaniline monooxygenase activity.